Messenger RNA from Neoarius graeffei (lesser salmon catfish), 2374 nucleotides. RefSeq names its product DnaJ heat shock protein family (Hsp40) member A1 (gene dnaja1). Gene Ontology annotation, cellular component: cytoplasm; cytosol. The transcript is spliced from 9 exons. Gene Ontology annotation, biological process: protein refolding; response to heat. NCBI's taxonomy places the organism in Eukaryota, Metazoa, Chordata, Actinopteri, Siluriformes, Ariidae. Gene Ontology annotation, molecular function: Hsp70 protein binding; ATP binding. The coding region runs from base 125 to 1339 and encodes 404 amino acids. The record is from RefSeq and is a predicted model, not a curated record.
UUAGGAAAUUCUCUGUGUAGAGAAGAUUCCAGACGUUCGCGUGUAUGUGUUGAACAGGAGAAACCCAGGCCGAUGAGAAAAGAGUCUUUAUUCCAUCACACAUUUAAUCUUGUCUGUGGUCAUCAUGGUGAAGGAGACGGGUUUUUACGACGUCCUGGGUGUGAAGCCCAACGCCAGUCCUGAUGAGCUGAAGAAAGCUUAUCGCAAACUGGCCUUGAAAUACCAUCCAGACAAAAACCCUACAGAGGGGGAGAAGUUUAAACAGAUCUCUCAGGCGUACGAGGUGCUGUCUGACGCUCAGAAGAGAGAAGUGUACGAUCGAGGAGGAGAGGCAGCCAUUAAGGAGGGUGGGAAUGGAGGCGGAGGAGGCGGCUUCAGCUCCCCCAUGGACAUUUUUGACAUGUUUUUUGGAGGAGGAGGCCGCAUGCGCCGAGAGAGGAGAGGGAAGAAUAUCGUACAUCAGCUGACGGUGUCUUUGGAGGAUCUGUACAAUGGAGCCACCAGGAAACUGGCUGUGCAGAAAAAUGUCAUCUGUGAGAGAUGUGAAGGCCGUGGAGGGCGCAAAGGUGCAGUGGAGAUGUGUCCGUCCUGCAGGGGGACAGGAGUCCAGGUGAGGCUGCAGCAGUUACUCCCCGGCAUGGUGCAGCAGAUCUCCACCGUCUGUGGCAGCUGCAGAGGUCAAGGCCAACGCCUGAGCCACCGUGACCGGUGUAAAGCUUGCAGUGGACGGAAAAUCCUGCGCCAGAAAAAGAUCCUGGAGGUGCACAUUGAUAAAGGUAUGAAAGAUGGACAGAAGAUUGUUUUCCACGGGGAAGGAGAUCAGGAACCAGGACUAGAACCUGGAGACAUCAUUAUCGUCUUAGAGCAGAAGGCACAUCCAGUCUUCACGAGACAAGCCAUUGAUCUGAUUAUGACCAUGGAAAUUCAGCUCGUAGAGUCGCUGUGUGGUUUCCAGAAACCUGUCCAAACGCUGGACAACAGAACUCUGCUCAUCACCUCACACCCAGGUGAGUUGAUCAGACCAGGUGAUAAGAAGUGUGUUCUGAACGAGGGGAUGCCUUUGCACCGUCGCCCCUUUGAGAAAGGCAGACUCGUCAUCUUCUUUAACGUUGUCUUCCCUGAGGCUAACUUCCUCCCUGUAAACAAGCUGAAGCAGCUGGAGCAGUAUUUUCCUUCCACACGAGAGAAAAGCGAUCCUGACAGCAUGGACGACGACCUCUAUAUCUACGCCGACCUUGAGGACUGUGAUCUGACCCACGAGCGACACCGUCACCACUACAUCGAGGAGGAGGAGGAGGACUUUCACCCAGGGGGAGGGGUACAGUGCCAAACCUCAUAGAGCUUCCUUCCACUGCUCGUCGCAUCGACCCCACACUUUUUAGAUGAAGCUCCGUGAUCAGAAUUUGUUCAGAAAGAUCACACCCAUCAGUUAGAUUAAACUUUUUUUUGUUUUUAAUCACUGGGAGAAUCUCAUUUAUCGGAAUCAUGAGCAGGAUUGUUGAGGUGUAGAGAGGAUCAGGUGAGUGAGUCAGGUACAGGACUGUUUUUUGUUCUUCAGAAUCUUUUAUAAAUGCAGCAGAGAUCAGAGAAAGCAGAGACUUAAUUUAAAGCUGCUACUUAUUACAGAACUUGCAAAAACUAAAAGCCACGUUUUGUUUGUUUUUUUGUUUUUCUUCCAUUUUAAGGAUACUGUGAUUUUAACAAGCCAAAAGAUUUCUCAAGUGUAAAAGCAGUGUUACUUUGACAGGUAAAACUUCAAUAAGCCUAUAAAUGAAAGGAAUAAUAAUAAAAAAAAAAAGUCGACUAGAACAGCGGUUUGUGUAACGACCUCUAAUGGUGACCGUAAACUGCAAAAGAAAGGAUUUUGACUCAAUAAUUAGCUUUGUCAUUUGUAGCAGCAUUUGCACUAUAAACCGACUGACAUCUGAUUAUUUUAUUUAUUUGCAGCCUUUUUAUGUGAAUUAUUGCCAAUUAUUUCAAUUGUUCCUCUUUUCUUACACUAAUCUCGUUUGUUAUGCAGAGCAGUAAAUUAAUGCAGCACUGAUGCAUGUGAAUAUUUUUAGCUUUUAGAUGCAAAUUCAACUUUCAGUCCUUGUUUUGAUUUUUAUUUGCCAAACAUUGUUCCAUCAGUUACCUGGAACCUGUGAGGCCUUAAACAGGUAAAGAUUAAACCGCUUCCUGCCCUCGAAUACGAGUUUUGCAGCAAAAAUAGAAAUUGAAUGGAAUUCUAACUUUAAGAAUUAUCUAUAUCUUUACUGGUAUAUAACAGGUUUUUUUUAUGUGGUUAUCAUUUCUUGUACUUUAAGGUCAAUUUUAUUAGGACCAAUAAUGUUUUAUUUGUACUUUAACUUAUAAAUUAAAUCUUUCACCUUUA